This is a messenger RNA of Oncorhynchus tshawytscha (Chinook salmon), 4038 nucleotides long. Its product is annotated as dual specificity mitogen-activated protein kinase kinase 5. The transcript has 19 exons. The record is from RefSeq and is a predicted model, not a curated record. Gene Ontology annotation, molecular function: MAP kinase kinase activity; ATP binding. NCBI's taxonomy places the organism in Eukaryota, Metazoa, Chordata, Actinopteri, Salmoniformes, Salmonidae. Gene Ontology annotation, biological process: protein phosphorylation; MAPK cascade. Bases 929 to 1996 code for a protein of 355 amino acids.
UCUUUUAAUACACCUUUUUAAAAGAUUAGGUGGUAAUUGUUGCGGUCUUAAUCAAUAGGGUAGCCGAGUGGAAAAUUAAAGGUGUGUGUGAGAGAGAGAGCAUGUUGCUGUGUUAGGCCCAUUGUUCCUGUUCAGCCUAGUGACAACACCGGAGGGCAAGUGGAGGGAUGGGACCUGAGGAGAGGCUGACAGUGAUAAAUAGGCCUUUUAAUAACAGCUGUGCCUCUUGGGGAGCCGUUCACAUCCAUUCUGAUUCCAAGCUGGCCCUGCCCAUCUACAUUUAAAUAUCUAGAGUGAUAUGCACAUCUAUACUAGAUUGGAAAUGUUAGGUUUUUAUACACUGACUGACGCAUGGUAAAAACUGAGCAACAAUCUGUCACACACAUUUCUAGCCCCUGCAAGUAUCCGUCUGUGCUUAUGGGUCUGAUUGUCAGGGACAAGGUCUCUAUGUUCAUUUCCAAAGGUCUCAACCCUCCAAAGAAGGAGGUGGGGUUAAACACACACUCACAUGCACAUUUUAUAACAGAUGGUUUAGUUAACUGAAACAUGAAUUGCAAUGUUGCUUUGGCAGUAGUCUCCAAGGCUUGUGUGUGUGUGUGUGUGUGUGUGUGUGUGUGUGUGUGUGUGUGUGAGAGAGAGAGAUCCCAACAGGGUCUAACCGACUGUUCGGUGAGCUGAUGACCUGGAGAGGAGGAGGUUGAUGCUACAGCCGUUCCUGAACUAGCCCACAGGGCACUAGACUCUACCUGCAGCAGCUUUCAACACAGCAUGUGUUUGUUGUAGACUAGGCUAUACUCACCACCCUGGUGUUGAGAAAACAUUUGGUUAAAAGGGAUUUACGUUCGCUAUCCUCCUCUUCCUCACUGAUGAUUAUUGGGUAUCUCUUCCUCUCUCUCCUCAGUACUGCAAUAAUGUGAAGGAGCAGCGGAUGAAUGGCCUACUGCCUGAGCCUCUCCAGAUAUUUCCUCGAGCCGGCAAGACUCCAGGGAUCCGGAACAUACACGGCCUGAAGGUGAACACAAGGCCCAAUGACUGCUCCCCUGCCGCCAUCGGCUCUAUGCCCAACAAUAGUCCCAGUCUAAAGAAGUCCUCCGCAGAGCUAAAGAAGAUUUUGACUAAUGGACAGAUCAAUGGCCAAGACAUACAAUACCAGGAGCAGCUUGGCCAUGGAAACGGAGGGACCGUGUACAAAGCGUACCAUCUUCUCGGCAACAGAGUGUUGGCGGUGAAGGUCAUUCCUCUGGAUAUCACAGUGGAGCUACAGAAACAGAUCAUGUCCGAGUUGGAGAUCCUCUACAAGUGUGAUUCCUCCUACAUCAUAACCUUCUACAGUGCCUUCUUUGUGGAGAACAGGAUCUCCAUAUGCACAGAGUAUAUGGACGGUGGCUCUCUGGACGUAUACAGGAGGAUCCCAGAACAUGUGUUGGGUAGGAUCUCUGUGGCGGUUGUGAAAGGCCUAACCUAUCUAUGGAGCCUGAAGAUUCUUCACAGAGACGUCAAGCCUUCCAACAUGCUGGUCAACACUAGAGGUCAAGUGAAGCUCUGUGACUUUGGAGUCAGCACGCAGUUGGUGAAUUCCAUCGCCAAGACGUAUGUGGGAACUAACGCCUACAUGGCACCGGAGAGGAUAUCUGGGGAGCAGUAUGGUAUCCAUUCAGACGUCUGGAGCGUGGGCAUCUCCUUCAUGGAGUUGGCACUGGGCGCUUUCCCCUAUCCACAGAUUCAGAAGAACCAAGGAUCUUUAAUGCCUCUCCAGUUACUGCAAUGCAUCGUUGAUGAGGAGCCUCCUGUUCUUCCUCUGGGUCAGUUCAGCCAGAAGUUUGUCCACUUCAUCACACAGUGCAUGAAGAGACUCCCCAAAGAGAGGCCUGCUCCUACCAACCUUAUGGACCAUGCCUUCAUCUUGCUCUACGACGAUGGCAAUGCGGAGGUGGUGUCCAUGUGGGUGUGUCGCUGCCUAGAGGAGAGGAGAACCCAGGCUCAGGGACAGAUGUGACCCCGUAAACACAGGAGAUCACAGAGAAGUUAAGCGGUCAAGGGUAUCAUGUAGGGCCAGGAUGAUACCCGUAUCUCUAUACUCGUUAAUAUCGUGGCAAAGAAACAAAACACCAAGCGCUUUUAACUUCGUUAGGAAAACAGUCCUGAUGUUGGAAACAAAACAUCAUUAUGAUGUCAUCCAGAGUCACAUGUAUUUAUUUUCUAUCUAUAGCUCACAAUAUUUUACAUACAGCAGGUGUUUAAAGGACUGAAAGAGUUUGGUCUGCUCUGUGUUUUCAUUUUUGCCAUAGAAACAAUAUUGCGAUACUGGUAUGGUCCCGGCCCUAAUAUCAUGCCCCAAUCUCUCUGGACUUUGACCAUUCGUGAACCCCAGGAGUGGACAGUAAAUAUCAAAGACACGGUUUGUAAACCGUAUUGAAGACGUCCAUGGUGUAAAGAGGGCGUCUGUACGUCCAACGUCAGUAAGCCAAGAGGAUACUGGAUCUUUACAACUGAACGUUCGUUGCAAGUGGAACUUUGUUAUCUGGGCCCUUGGCGUGUUGACUGAUGUCUUGAUGGUGUAUCCUGGCGACUCUCACACUCCAAACCUGGCUGUGUGUUGACGCUGCUUUAUCAAUGAAUUUACAAGUGAGUGGGACUUAUUCCGUGACUGUUUGCCUACUUAGUUAUUUCUAACUCAGAGAGACUUUAGACAGAAUGUCAGAGUAAGUGAUCAACGAUGAGAUGGGGCUUGAAACCCCAAAUGGCUUUACAAUAACAAAGAAGUGCUAUUUUCCAGGAUGAGGCUCAGAUAACCUGUUACGCUUUAUUGUUGGCAGCUUUCUAGUGGAGGUGGAGGUGUGGCGGUGCGUACGGCAGUAACCCCUGUGUGUACGGCAGUAACCCCUGUGUGUGUACGGCAGUAACCCCUGUGUGUACGGCAGUAACCCCUGUGUGUGUACGGCAGUAACCCCUGUGUGUGUACGGCAGUAACCCCUGUGUGUGUACGGCAGUAACCCCUGUGUGUGUACGGCAGUAACCCCUGUGUGUGUACGGCAGUAACCCCUGUGUGUGUCGGCAGUAACCCCUGUGUAUGUACGGCAGUAACCCCUGUGUGUGUCGGUAUGUACGGCAGUAACCCCUGUGUGUGUACGGCAGUAACCCCUGUGUGUGUACGGCAGUAACCCAUGUGUAUGUACGGCAGUAACCCAUGUGUAUGUACGGCAGUAACCCAUGUGUAUGUACGGCAGUAACCCCUGUGUAUGUACGGCAGUAACCCAUGUGUAUGUACGGCAGUAACCCAUGUGUAUGUACGGCAGUAACCCCUGUGUGUACGGCAGUAACCCCUGUGUGUGUACGGCAGUAACCCCUGUGUGUACGGCAGUAACCCCUGUGUGUACGGCAGUAACCCCUGUGUGUGUACGGCAGUAACCCCUGUGUGUACGGCAGUAACCCCUGUGUGUACGGCAGUAACCCCUGUGUGUGUACGGCAGUAACCCCUGUGUGUGUACGGCAGUAACCCAUGUGUGUGUACGGCAGUAACCCCUGUGUGUGUACGGCAGUAACCCCUGUGUGUGUACGGCAGUAACCCAUGUGUGUGUACGGCAGUAACCCCUGUGUGUGUACGGCAGUAACCCCUGUGUGUACGGCAGUAACCCAUGUGUGUGUACGGGCAGUAACCCAUGUGUGCGUACGGCAGUAACCCAUGUGUGCGUACGGCAGUAACCCAUGUGUGCGUACGGCAGUAACCCCUGUGUGUGUACGGCAGUAACCCAUGUGUGCGUACGGCAGUAACCCAUGUGUGUGUACGGCAGUAACCCAUGUGUGUGUCGGUAUGUACGGCAGUAACCCCUGUGUAUGUACGGCAGUAACCCCUGUGUGUGUACGGCAGUAACCCCUGUGUGUGUGCCGGUAUGUACAGCAGUAACCCGUGUGUGUGCCUAAUGUUUUUACAAUGACGUUUCUGUGACAUUACUUUACCUCAUCGAGAUACACUAUAUAUAUAUAUAUAUAUAUAUAUACGAAAGUAUGUGGACACCACUUUAAAUUAGUGGAAUUGGC